GCAACGUGUGCGCGCGCAGUCUCCCCGGUCCGAGUGAAGGAGAUGCGUGGAAACAGAAGCGGUCACGGAUAAAACCUCGAGCCGCUCGGAGAGGCGCUGAACGCGGACAGGACGCCGGGAUGAGAGUCGCCGAGGAACUCACAGGAUAGGCGGCGAUGUGAGACUCAUACUUGCCGCUUCUGGUGACUUACGUCGACGAUGUUCCUCUCUUGGUCGGUGACGGUCGUCGCGGUCGCCUUGCUGGUCGCGCAGCAGUGCGCAGGUGAGGACAACCACAGGAAGUCCUGCGAGUCGUGGUCCGAUGCCGGAGACGUGGUGCAGCGAGGCUCCAGCUUCGUGGUGUACUGCACCUUCAUCCCCAGAUGUAGGACCCAGAGAUCCAUGUACAUCCACAACGGCAUCAAAUCCGCGCACGAACAACACAACGACACAACCAUAUUCCUGAAAGUGGAGAACAUUACGGAGAACAGGACAUACAGCUGUUCGUCUGAAUGCAACCCAGUGCUGGACAUCUGUGGCCUGGACGUCGCAGCUGGAUAUCCACCGGAUCAGCCCAAAAGCAUCUUAUGCAUCUACAGGAUCCUCAAAUAUGACACUGGGAGUGUGAAUUGCUCCUGGGACAGAGGAAGAGACACUUACCUUGUCAACCACUUCACGGUGGAGGUUGGAACUGUAAGUGGAAACCAAACGGGACGACUGGUUUUGUCCGGCAAGGCAAUUGAGGGGACGUCUGCCAGUUUCACUUUGCCCAGAUCUGUCCAGCUCGUGUCGGUGCAGAUUCGAGCUCAGAACACCCUGGGUUCUGCUAAAUCCUCCAUUGUCAGCUACAACCUCAGUGACAUCGUGAUGCCAUCGACGCCCAUUGUUGAUCAAGUCGAGUGCUCUUCCAGGAACUGCACCAUCAAAGUGCAACAGCCUGCGAGGACUAAGCAUCUGCAGGUCCAGUACCGAGGCGAGCGGCACCAUGACUGGACAACUUAUCCAGACUCUGCUGGGCUGACGACUUCAUUCGAGGCCAAGCUCGUCUCCUCCUUGGAGCCCUGCAGCGUGUACCGUUUCAGAGCGAGGUCCAGAUUCAGCACCGGGCUGUGGAGCCGGUGGAGCUCAGCUGUCUCCAGCGCGACUAAAGAAGAGGCUCCUGAACAACAUCUGGACGUGUGGCUCGCUGCUGGCCCCGACUUCAGAUCCAUGAGAGUCUACUGGAACGAGUCCAACAUGUCCGUCUGCAGAGGGAGCAUCGUGCAGUACGCCAUCACAGUGAGCAGCAACAACCUGACGGUCGUCACGAACGUCAGCGCUGACGCGAGGAACCGCUCGGUCCCGUUCUGCUCCCGCUGCGAAGUGACGGUGCAGGCCGUGAACUCUAAAGGCUCGUCGCCUCCUGCAACCAUGACAACGCGCCACACCUCAGCCAAGCCGAUUCUUGAUGUUCAAGUAACUCCGGGGAACCACACUGUCGCCAUCUCCUGGAGAAAAGCUGAAACUGCACCCGCCUACUCCGUGGUGGAGUGGUACCCUGAGGGGCACGUGUUGGACGAGCUCAGAUGGGCCAGACUGGAUGGGAAUGAAAACUUCCUCACCGUCACGGAUAUUAAUCCAUGGGAGUGCUAUGAAGGAGCGGUGUACGUUUUCUACAACCAGAGCUCCGUCAGCAGGACCAGCUUUAAACGGAUCGCCGCGUUGGAAGCAGCUCCGGAAACGGGUCCGUCGGCCCAAGAAAAGGUGGAGGGAAAUACGGUGACGGUGUCUUGGACGCAGCUGCGCAGGGCGCAGCGCAGGGGAUGCAUCACAAAGUUCACCAUCUACCUGCAGAACAGCCAAGGAGUCCAGAAGCUUUACUCGGCGGCAGCGUCACAGAGGUCGUAUCCCAUCCAAGGUCUCUCUCCUGAUUCCUACAGUUUGUGGAUGAGCGCUUCCACUUCGAAAGGAGAAGGUCCUCCCGGUCAGAAGAUCAAGUUCUACAUCGAGGAAGACGACCAUCUCUCCCCAGUGCUGAUGUGUGUGUUCAUCUCCGUGAUGGUGCUGUUUGCUCUGUGUCUGUGGAAGAGCUCAGCAGUCAAGCAUAGGUUCAAAGACAUUUUCCAGUGUCUGAUGCCUGAUGUUGUGCCAGAUCCUGCAAACAGCAAGUGGGCAAGAGAGUGCACCAAAGAGAAGGGCAAGAUGGACCUGCAUCUCCCGUCUCACAACUCCAGUUUCACUGACCCAGAAGAAGAGACCAUCCUGGUGGACGUGGAGGAGCUCUGCAGGCGGAUGGAGGACUUCUCCUCGCCCAGGAGCGACGGCGUGGCGUUCCCUCCCGAGAGCGGCGCGGGCCAAGAGACCGAGCUGUCGGCUCUGCUCUACCCUCCUCUGACCACCUACAUCAAAAGCCUCUCGCACGACUCGGACAGCUCCGGCCACACGCAGACCUCCCUGGACACGACCGUCGACUACAUCUCGUCCCACGGGCAGGACAAUCUGGACAACUCGGACCAGGAGGAGGAGGAGGAGUUUCCCGGGAUGCAGUUUUUCCCCAGCCUCAGCAUGCUCAUGGAGCCCGUGGGGUUUGGAGGGAAGCUGACCUUGGACGCGGUGAAAAUCGACUGCGGCGACUUCUUUCAGAACGCUUAGAGCGACCCGCCCAGCCUCUCCGAAUUGAACUCUCGUCCAUGAUGUGCAUGAACUACCUCCGUUGCUUUUAGAAAUCACAAAGAACUGCCAAGCUUCAGUUCAGCAGAAAUCCUCUCUGGCAUUACAAUUGUUUUCCAAUGGCACGUCUAUGGACACACUAAGCAGAACUAAAAGGAAGAGACAAGAGGGAUUUUACUAAGAUUUAAUCUCUAAAAGGCAGAUUGGACUUCUCUUUGUAGGAGGACGGUAUCGUAACGGCAUCAUCGUCUGUCAUGAACUUUAGGAUCUACGCCUAUUCUUCCUGUUUCACCCGCAGAUGUCUUCUGUUUAAAAAAGGCUACAUGUUUUGUUUUUUUUGUUUUUUUAAAUACUGCUGUUCAUUAAUUGCUACGCUCUUCAUUCUACCUCAAUGUGGAUGCAAAUUUGAUCAAAUUAAAACCGUUUGAUUUGUCAGACUAAAAUCAUUGAGCACAGUGAAACUUUCAGUUU
Messenger RNA from Poeciliopsis prolifica (blackstripe livebearer), 3099 nucleotides. It is a transcript of the gene il12rb2, whose product is annotated as interleukin 12 receptor, beta 2a. NCBI's taxonomy places the organism in Eukaryota, Metazoa, Chordata, Actinopteri, Cyprinodontiformes, Poeciliidae. Bases 199 to 2610 code for a protein of 803 amino acids. The transcript has 16 exons. The record is from RefSeq and is a predicted model, not a curated record. Gene Ontology annotation, molecular function: protein binding; cytokine receptor activity. Gene Ontology annotation, biological process: cytokine-mediated signaling pathway. Gene Ontology annotation, cellular component: external side of plasma membrane.